AUGCGGCUCGACAUCAAGAGGCAACUCUUUGCCCGCUCCGAACGGGUGAAGGGUAUCGACUUCCACCCCACUGAGCCAUGGAUUCUCACCACAUUGUACAGCGGUCACGUUUACAUCUGGUCAUAUGAGACACAGUCUAUUAUCAAAACCUUCGAGCUCACCGAUGUUCCCGUCCGUGCCGGGCGAUUCAUUGCGCGAAAGAACUGGAUCGUUUGCGGUUCGGAUGACUUCCAGCUUCGUGUCUACAACUACAAUACCUCCGAGAAGAUCACCUCCUUUGAAGCACACCCGGAUUAUAUCCGUUCCAUUGUUGUCCACCCAACUUUGCCUUACAUCCUCACCGCCAGUGAUGACAUGACCAUCAAGCUGUGGGACUGGGAGAAGGGCUGGAAAUGCGUUCAGGUCUUCGAGGGCCAUAGCCACUAUGUGAUGGGAAUGGCGAUUAAUCCCAAAGACACCAAUACCUUCGCAAGUUCUUGUCUCGAUCGGACUGUCAAGAUUUGGAGUCUUGGUUCUCCCCACGCAAACUCGACUCUCGAGGCCCACGAAACAAAGGGUGUCAACCAUGUUGACUAUUACCCUGGAGCCGACAAGCCCUAUCUUUUGACGACCAGUGACGACAAGACGAUCAAAGUCUGGGAUUAUACUACAAAAGCGCUUGUUGCAACACUGGAGGGCCACACUAGCAAUGUCUCCUUCGCGUGCUACCACCCUGAGUUACCGGUCAUUAUUUCAGGCUCAGAAGAUGGAACCAUUAAAAUCUGGCAUGCAAACACCUACCGCCUGGAACAGUCACUAAGCUAUGGCUUAGAGCGCGCAUGGUGUGUCGCCUACCAGAGAGGCCGACAGGGCGUCGCAAUGGGUUUCGACGAUGGUGCGGUGGUUGUGAAGAUGGGUCGCGAAGAGCCCGCAGUUUCAAUGGAUGGAUCUGGCAAGCUCAUCUGGGCCAGACACAGUGAGGUGGUCUCAUCGGUCAUCAAGGGCAGCGAAGCGAGCCUGAAGGAUGGUGAGCCCCUUUCAUUGCCGGCAAAGGAUCUGGGGACCUGCGAGAUAUACCCGCAAACCUUGACCCAUUCUCCAAAUGGACGUUUUGUCUCCGUUUGUGGCGAUGGCGAAUACAUAAUUUACACAGCGCUAGCGUGGCGCAAUAAGGCCUUUGGCCAAGCUUUGGAUUUCGCCUGGGGCUCCAAAGAUAACAGUAACGAUUACGCUAUUCGUGAAUCCGCAACAAGUGUCAAGAUCUUCAAGAACUUCAAGGAACAAAGCGGUGGCCUUGAUGUUGGCUUCCAAGCUGAGGGACUGACUGAUGGUGUGUUGUUGGGUGUCAAGGGUCAGGGUGGCAUUGGUCUUUUCGAUUGGGAAUCCGGUAGCUUGGUCCGACGAAUUGAAGUUGACCCUAAGAAUGUCUAUUGGUCCGAGUCUGGCGAACUUGUUACACUCGCAUGUGAAGACUCUUUCUACGUUUUGAGAUACUCCAAGGAGGCGUUCAUCGAAGGCGUCAACAACGGAGAAGCCGACGAAGAUGGUGUGGAGGCAGCUGUUGAGCUCGUCGCAUCUAUUAAUGAAACGAUAACAAGUGCCUGCUGGGUGGGAGACGUUCUCAUAUUUUCCAGCUCCACCAACCGGUUGAACUACCUUGUGGGUGAUCAGGUCAUUUCGAUCAGCCACAUGGAUCAACCGGCCUAUGUUCUUGGAUAUUUGCCUCGUGAUGGACGAAUCUACCUAUGCGAUAAGGACGUUAAUGUCGUCUCAUUUGGCCUCUCACUCAGCAUGGUCAGCUACCAGACCGUCGUUCUGCGCGGUGAUAUGGAAACAGCUGCCGAACUCCUUGAAGAUGUGCCUCAGGAUCAAAUGAACAAGGUUGCGCGCUUCCUCGAAGGCCAAGGGUAUAAGGAGAUGGCCCUUGAAGUCGCCACAGACCCCGAGCACCGCUUCGACUUGGCCCUCUCACUGAAUGAUCUUGAAACCGCCCUCCAGAUUACUCGCGAUGCAAAGGUUGAGAACAGCCACCGGUGGAAGCUCCUUGGCGAUAAAUCUAUGGAAUCUUGGAACCUUGCACUUGCCGAGGAGUGUUUUGUCAACUCGAAAGAUUUGGGAUCUCUUCUAUUGCUACACACCGCUAGCAAUAACCGGGCAGGCCUCCGUGCCUUAGUUGCUCAGGCUUCCGAGUCAGGAUUACACAAUGUUGCCUUCUCUGCUCUCUGGUCACUUGGUGAUAUUGAUGGUGGCAUAGAACUGCUGGUCCAGACAAACCGUAUUGCCGAGGCCGUCUUCUUUGCCCAGACUUACAAGCCUAGCCGUGCACCUGCCCUUGUUGUACAGUGGAAGGAAUCCCUCGACACCUCGGGCAAAUCUAAGGUUGCUCGUCUGAUUGGAGUUCCACCGGGUGCUCCCAAUGUUGUCUCGACAGACGAUGACCUUUUCCCAGAGUGGGAUGAGUACAUUAGACUCGAGAAUGAGGGCGUUCCCGAGCCCCCGUCGUCCGAAUCCCUGAUUGACGUACAUGCGGACGAUGAUAACGAGCCUGCAAGUGCAACAAACGGUGGUCCUGAGGUGGAAGCUGAAGCCGAAGUCGAACCAGAAGCCGAAGAGGAGGCCGAAGAGGAGGCCGAAGAAGAUGCUGAAGAAGAGACUGAGGCUGAGGCCGAGGAGUAA
Molecule: messenger RNA, 2655 nt
Organism: Penicillium verhagenii
Lineage: Eukaryota; Fungi; Ascomycota; Eurotiomycetes; Eurotiales; Aspergillaceae
Product: coatomer subunit beta'
Exons: 7
Coding region: 1-2655 (884 amino acids)
Biological process (GO): intra-Golgi vesicle-mediated transport; intracellular protein transport; endoplasmic reticulum to Golgi vesicle-mediated transport
Cellular component (GO): COPI vesicle coat
Molecular function (GO): structural molecule activity; protein binding
Source: RefSeq, a predicted model, not a curated record